Molecule: messenger RNA, 4162 nt
Organism: Doryrhamphus excisus (bluestripe pipefish)
Lineage: Eukaryota; Metazoa; Chordata; Actinopteri; Syngnathiformes; Syngnathidae
Source: RefSeq, a predicted model, not a curated record
GAGGAGGCUGAGCCACACUGAGCAUCCUGGCUGCGGUGUUUUUGUCUGUCAGUGAGCGCUCCCGGGGCCGAGACGGCUGAAAGGAUUUCCAAAAAAGGGGGGAGGCAGGUGCCGACCUCAUAAGCGUGAGAGAAAGGAAGGGAGUUGCCGUCGAAGCUGUAUGGUGAUCGUUAGCGGGUGACUGACAGCAGCAUCCAGCCUUAAAAUGGCCCAAGUGCUGCAUAUGGACCCUGGCUUCCCAGGGAAACUCAGCUCGCCAGCUCCCCCGUCCUUACACGGCAAAGAACAGGAGGCGCCCUACUCAGUGGAGACCCCCUACGGCUACCGUCUGGAUCUAGAUUUCCUCAAGUAUGUCAACGACAUAGAGAAGGGAAACACCAUCAAGAAGGUGCCGAUUCAACGCCGUCCGCGCUAUGGCUCGCUGCCCCGCGGCAGCUAUGGCUACACAGGCUCCUGGUGGACCUCCACCGAGUCUCUGUGCUCCAAUGCCAGCAUGGAGAGUCGUCACUCCUCGUAUUCCUACUGCGCUCCGGGCUACCACACCACACAGAGGCCCAGCUUCAGCACCGCUCGUGUGGAGAAGACCUUACUGGAUGCGCGCAGGAAGCUGGAAGAGGAGAAAGAAGGACGGAGAUUCUGUAACCUGGGUAGCAUGCACAGCAGCGUGGCGGGCUCCAACACCUCCAUCAGCAGCGCGCACAGCUUCAACCGAGCCCAGGGCGGGGGAGGAACCUUCACUCCCGUGAGCUCCGGCCUCUCCACUCCGGUGACACCCACUCCGGCUCACCUGCAGCACGUCAGGGAGCAGAUGGCAGCCGCCCUUAGGAAGAUCCGAGACCUUGAGGAGCAGGUGAAGACCAUCCCUGUUCUACAGGUGAAGAUCUCUGUGCUGCAAGAAGAGAAGCGGCAGCUCAGUGUCCAACUGAAGAGUCAGAAGUUUCUGGGCCACACAAUGAGUUUUAAUCGAGGUCGGAGCAGAGGCGAGCUGUACAUCGAUAUCCCAGAAGAAGAUGUGAGCUCCGGAGCGAAGGACAACGGCAAAACAUCUGUGCCGCUAUCUCCCACCACACCCGAAGGCUCCAAACAAGACUCAGGAUGUGAGAUUGAGGACACAGUUAUCGUCGCCGGAGCCAGACCGGAUGCAAAGCGAGAGGUGCGCACUAUUGGAGUCGGACCAGAGGGAGAGAAGAGCAGCCGGCAGGUUGGGGUCGGAGUUCGGGAGGUCGAUCUGGGGCUACUACCUGAGGCUGAAGCUUUAAAGAAUCAAGUGGUUCACCUGGAAGGUCAGCUGAAAAGAAUGAUGGAGGAGCUGCAGGCUACUUCUGCCCGGAAGGACACUGGCCCUCGGGCGGAGCACCCAGUGAUGGCCACCAGUCUGGGAUGGCAGGAGCUACAGGACAGCAACCUGCAGACUCUUGUCACCUUCACGCAGCAGUCCCCACACAGGGAACAGAGGACUGUUGGGAUCCAGGUGUACACUCUGGAGCAACCUACUGUGGUGGAAGUGGGCUCUCUGCUGCGAGCGGUGAGCUGCAGCCCACCUUCUGCGGGCAUUGUUGACCACAACAGAGGACCAACUGAAGGUUCAACAGUAGGUGUGCCGGUCGCAGUCAGUUCCAAGCAGGUCCGUGAUGUUCUCAAGAGCGAGCUGUCCACCUCAGUACCCGUAUCCAACCCCGCCAUGACUGUAGGCACCGCCGAGAAUCAGAUGGCCGCUGUCAUGUAUUUCAAAGAGGAGGAGACAUGCCUUGACCGUAGCGCGGAGACUUUUCAGUCACAAGAUGGCCACACGACAGCCUCGUCUCCGCUAUCGUAUCUGAGAUCCAUCAUGAAACGGAAAGCAGAGGGGGAACCGGGCUCGCCAUCUACGAAGAAAAACCUACAGUUCAUCGGUGUUAAUGGAGGGUACGAGUCAACAUCGUCAGACGAUAGCAGCAGCGACAGCUCGGACGAAGGGAGCGACUCCAGCGAGUAUCACGAAGCCCGGGAAAAACUACCAGAGUCCGCGUCCAAACACCAGCCGACCCCCCAGCCUAUAGAGGACAACGGCGUACCUCAGCAUCCGGCCGAUGAAACAGCGGCCGAGGAUUCCUCCUCUCAGCCUGCAACAACGGACCAAACGGCGACCGAGUGUGGAACGCCAGAACGUGACUCCCAGACGUCGCCACCCGGCGCCAAUCUUGCACCUCCAUGUCCCGCCAAGGGGUCUGCCUGCCAGGAGAGUGUCAGCCUGCCGUCAACCACCAGCACUGAAUCCAACUCGCAUGUUACCUCCUCAGCAGCUCAGUGCGUCGCUCAGAGUCCAGAUGUUGCUCGGCAGCUGGCGGCGGACGCUACUGCCCCGUCCGACCAACCCACGCCGCCUCCUGAGAGCACUCCCACUAAACAAGUCAGGCUGGAACUAAGCGAUAGCUUGAUGUCGGCUCUUCAUGACCUUCAGAAAGCCCUUGGAGAGCCUAACGCCUUCAGCGAACAAAACGCCAGGGCGGCGUACACCAACGUGCUGCAGGAGUGGCUGCGCGUGUCCUGCCACAAAGCAGCGGACGUAGCGGCAGUCGAGGCCUACACGGACGCCUUCGCCGCGGUCUCCCCUCAGCUGCUGGAGUUUAUUAUCAACAUGGCGGACGGAAACGGGAACACGGCGCUGCACUACACCGUCUCGCAUUCCAACUUCCCUGUGGUCAAACUGCUGCUUGACACCGGCUUGUGCAACGCUGACAAGCAGAACAAAGCGGGCUACACCGCCAUCAUGCUCACCGCUCUCGCCGCCUUCCAUUCUGACAGCGACCUUCAAACUGUCCUGCAGCUGCUACGCACCGGCGACGUCAACGCCAAAGCUAGCCAGGCCGGUCAGACGGCACUGAUGCUGGCGGUCAGCCACGGCCGGGGGGACAUGGUGCGGGCCCUCCUGUCCUGCGGGGCGCAGGUCAACAUCCGCGAUGACGACGGCUCCACGGCGCUCAUGUGCGCCUGCGAACACGGUCACGUGGACAUUGUGCGUCAGCUACUGUCUGUGCCGGGCUGUGAUGCCACUCUCACUGACAACGAUGGCAGCACGGCGCUCUCCAUCGCUCUGGAGGCCAGCCAGAAUGACAUCGCUGUGCUUCUUUACGCUCACCUCAACUUUGCAAAGCCCCCUUCCCCUGUUUCACCAAAGUCCCCUCUCCUGGGUUCCUCUCCUCCUCCUCCUGCUGGUGAAACAAAAUAAGUCCACUGGUUCUGUGGUUCUGCAGCUGACAGGACAACAACACUUUUGUGUGUUUUACACCCCCCGUUCAUUUAAGCACAUUAUCAUUUGCAGAUGGUCACACCUCCACCGUUGUUAUCAGCCUUUACAGCUGUGUUUUCUGUGGGGAGAGAGAGAAGGGUGUCAGCUAAACUCCAGCUCACAUUUGGUCACUAAUAACAUGAAGAUUAUGUUUUCGUUGCCGCAUAUUCACAUUUAUAAUAUAAUAUAAGUGUCCUUGAUCAGUUGCCUCCACACGGUCUGCGGUGCUACAAGAUUCUGCACUGCCGUGACUGUUUUAUCCGUAUUUAUACAAUAUAUCAAACUUUAUGCACUCUAUUUUUGAUAGUUUUUCCUCAGGACUUCAGUGGAUUACUAUUUUUAUUUGAACCAGCAAAGUCAUGAUUUUAUGUGUGGGGUGCAGUAAACAUUCCCGAAAAAGGCGAGAGUAUUCUGUGUUGCCAUUUGUGAAGCUUGGCAGUAAAGAAAGAGUUUGUAAUUGCUGCGGUCGUGUAUGAAGGAACAGAGCAGCGGGAGCAGGAAGUGACAGAUGAGGGUCUGUGAAGUUGUGUAUGAUAUCUGAAUAAUAUAUGUGUCAACUGGUAGCUAAUACAACAGUAAAAAUCGAAACACUCGAGGCUGUUGAUGUCGACCUUUCUAAUACUUUCUAACCCGGCAGAUUUCAUAUUCACUUUUUUGAGCAACUCAAUCUUUUAUAAACGUGUUCUUAAUUUAAGCAUCUAUCUUUUUUAUACAUGUAGGGUUUUUAAGCUCACGCCUACUUUAUGUAACCUGCGCAGAUCUUAAUUAAGCUCAUGUGUCAUAUGAAGGGUUAUGUACAAUUUUUUUAGACUGUGUUUCUUCUAUUAUGUGUGCAUUUUUUUUGGAAGAAUUAAUAAUAAUAAAUAUGGACCACACUGUUCCUGUUGUUCCUUA